AAUUACUUAAAUUUUAUUUUCUCAGUUACCUGAUGGUAAACAUGUUGAAACAUCAGCUGAGUUGGCUCGUGGUUAUGAAGUCAGUAAUCGCAAACGCUGUAGAAAUAUUCAAGAGAAACAAAAGCCAGAAUUUACUAAAGAUACUCAGACUCAUUGUUCAAGCUCAUUCCCACAUUUAUCAACAGCUUGUGCAGCAUAUUUAGGUAUUGAGGAAGAUUUAUUUUUAGAAGCAUGUCGAUGGGAUGUUUCUCAAGGAAAGGAUGUAUGCAUUAGUUCUGAUGCAUUUGCUGGUUAUUGCACUGUUCGAGGAAUGAAAUCCGCGCCAUGCUCAUCUAAACCUAGUUGGUAUCUGAAAACUGUUAAUUCUGCUAAAAAACUGGAAGUGAUAUUAGUAAUUGAAGAAUAUCACAAGAUGUUUGCUUCAGGAUUAAAAGGUUUAGAUAGCUUAUUUUCAGCUAUACAUGAUGAAUUUAAAAAGAAUGGAUAUGAAAGUAUUGUAUUCAGUGUAAUUGGAUAUGGUGGCAAAGGCAAUCAUUGGGAUCCUCACAUUUAUACACCAGACAGUAACAUUUGGCAUUCAAAAGCAGAAUUAGUUUCUCAUUUGGAAAACUUACUUAAAUUUGAAGGAGAGCACAAAGGAAACACUCUUGAAGCAAUUAAAUAUGCAACAACAAUCUUACCAUUUGAUAUGCAAGCUUCCAGGGUCAUGCUUCUCUUUACUGAUCAUGAUACUAAUGUAUGUCAUAUUUUAUUAUUAUUCAUUUAAUAGUUUAUA
Messenger RNA from Centruroides sculpturatus (bark scorpion), 775 nucleotides. RefSeq lists its product as uncharacterized. NCBI's taxonomy places the organism in Eukaryota, Metazoa, Arthropoda, Arachnida, Scorpiones, Buthidae. The record is from RefSeq and is a predicted model, not a curated record. The transcript is spliced from 3 exons. Bases 311 to 766 code for a protein of 151 amino acids.